Messenger RNA from Acomys russatus (golden spiny mouse), 2058 nucleotides. It is a transcript of the gene Tigd5, whose product is annotated as tigger transposable element derived 5. The transcript has a single exon. Gene Ontology annotation, cellular component: nucleus. Gene Ontology annotation, molecular function: DNA binding. NCBI's taxonomy places the organism in Eukaryota, Metazoa, Chordata, Mammalia, Rodentia, Muridae. Bases 62 to 1990 code for a protein of 642 amino acids. The record is from RefSeq and is a predicted model, not a curated record.
CCAAGCGGCCCCAGAGGGGUGUCAGGCUCGUUUAUCCCUAGUGGUCUCUGGCUCCAGCGCCAUGUACCCCGCCAGCCCUCCGGCAGGCCCGAUGCUGCACCCGGUCCCUCCUCGUGCUCGUCUUGCUGAGCCCCGGCGCCUUGCUGAGCAGCCGCGACCGCCAACGCCUGGCCCGGGUUCCACCGCACGCCCACCACCCCCGGCGCCCGGGCCGCGGCCCCGCGUGGCCGUGAAGAUGACUUUCCGCAAGGCCUACUCCAUCAAAGACAAGCUGCAGGCAAUCGAGCGCGUCAAGGGCGGUGAGCGGCAGGCCAGCGUGUGCCGAGACUUCGGCGUGCCAGGCGGCACGCUGCGCGGAUGGCUCAAGGACGAGCCCAAACUGCGCUGGUUUCUGGACCAGCUUGGUGGAGAAGUAGGCACGCAGCGCAAGAAGAUGCGUCUGGCCAACGAGGAGGAGAUCGAUCGAGCCGUCUACUCGUGGUUCCUCACCCUGCGCCAGCACGGCGUGCCGCUCUCCGGACCGGUCAUCCAAGCGCAGGCUGAGGCCUUUGCUCGCCAGAUCUACGGCCCCGAGUGUACCUUCAAGGCUAGCCACGGCUGGUUCUGGCGCUGGCAGAAGCGCCACGGCAUCUCUAGCCAACGCAUCUAUGGUGAGGCCGAGACCCCAGUCGCAGGCCCCACGCCUGUCAAAGAGGAGCCGGCGCAGCCACCGAGCGCAGAUCUCCUGUCCGAGGGUGAGCCGGCUGCUUUACCCCACUCCGAAGGCGGCUAUGGGGACGAGCAGAUCUACAACGCUAAUGUUACUGGUCUCUAUUGGAGGUUACUUCCGGAGCAGGCCGCAACUCCAGGCUCUGGGGACUCCAGCGGGCCUGGUGGGUGCAGCCGGCGCUGGCACAGCGACCGAGUGACCGUACUCCUGGCCGCCAACCUGACGGGCAGCCACAAGCUGAAGCCACUAGUCAUCGGGCAGCUACCUGACCCACCGAGCCUGCGACACCACAACCAGGACAAGUUCCCCGCUUCCUACCGAUACAGUCCGGAUGCCUGGCUCAGUCGUCCUCUUCUUCAAGGCUGGUUUUUUGAGGAAUUCGUCCCUGGCGUCAAGCGUUACCUGCGCCGAAGCUGCCUGCAACAGAAAGCUGUGCUGCUGGUGGCUCAUCCACCCUGUCCAAGCUGGUCCACUAGGAUGCCUGCUCUGGAGGAAAGCGAGGAGACUCCCAGGCAGUGCCAGCCUGAGCUCCUUGGGUCCCCAGAGGAGCUGCAGACACCCGAUGGUGCAGUUCGAGUGCUCUUCUUGACCAAGGGCAACAGCCGAGCACACAUCCCUGCACCCUUGGAGCAUGGUGUAGUGGCAGCCUUCAAACACUUGUACAAACGGGAGCUGCUGAGACUUGCUGUGUCUUGUGCCAGUGGCUCCCCUCUGGACUUCAUGAGAAGCUUCAUGCUCAAGGACAUGCUAUACCUGGCUGGCCUCUCUUGGGACCUGGUCCAGGCAGGCAGUAUAGAGCGCUGCUGGCUGCUGGGUCUGCGGGCAGCCUUUGAGCCUGGGCAGCAACCAACCCACCCUGUAGAGGAGGCUGCAGAACACAGCAGGGUGCUCAGUGACCUCACCCAUCUGGCAGCUCUGGCUUACAAGCGCCUAGCACCCGAAGAGGUGGCCGAGUGGCUGCAUCUGGAUGAUGACGGUCUCCCCGAGGGCUGCAGAGAGGAGGUGGCCCCCGCAGCUCCUCCAUCCCCAGCUAGCUUGCUUUCUAGCAUCGGGGCUGGAGAGGAGGAGGAAGAAGAAGAAGCCACUGAGCAAGGAGCAAUGUUGGUACCCACUGCUGGGGAAGCUGUUUGGGGACUAGAAACAGCUCUGAGGUGGCUGGAGAGUCAGGAUCCUAGAGAGGUGGGGCCACUGAGGCUAGUGCAGCUACGGUCCCUCAUCACCAUGGCACGGAGGCUUGGGGGCAUUGGCCCCUCAGUGGCAGCUUCUGAGGAUGGUGUGUGACUACCUUGGCCCAGGGGCCUUUUUCCUGUUACACUGGGAGAGAGGGGACAUACACAGUUGCCAUCUUC